AAAGCUGAUUUGGCUGUCGGAUCAUUCACAAUCACUUACGACAGGGAUCGUGUAAUCGACUUCACCACACCUUUUAUGUAUCUGGGCAUCAGCAUUAUCUAUAGAAGACCCGAGGAUAAAGAGUCUCAUCUGUUCUCUUUUCUGCAACCUUUGUCUGCUCCGGUGUGGGGCUAUAUUUUGGCCGCAACUAUCAUGGUCAGUUUGGUUCUAUUUGUCGUGGCCCGAUUCAGUCCUUACGAAUGGAAGAACAAGCAUCCGUGCAACGCCAACUCAAAUGUGAUUGAGAACAAUUUCAAUGUGCUGAACAGUUUGUGGUUCACGUUUGGUUCGCUCAUGCAAAAGGUCGGAACAAAAGAACCUCAGAAUGGGAUAUAA
Molecule: messenger RNA, 375 nt
Organism: Echinostoma caproni
Lineage: Eukaryota; Metazoa; Platyhelminthes; Trematoda; Plagiorchiida; Echinostomatidae
Source: the annotation of a GenBank genome assembly